Leptosia nina is the source of this 915-nucleotide messenger RNA. The record is from the annotation of a GenBank genome assembly. Lineage: Eukaryota; Metazoa; Arthropoda; Insecta; Lepidoptera; Pieridae.
AUGGAAUAUUGUCAAAACGCGAGAGUGGGCUACCUAGACAACUACAUACAAGGGUACAAAGACCGUGCAGAAACGUUUCAAAGACGGAACAGCCAGUCGUGUGGCAGACGGAAAUUAGGAUACACACAGUUAAUCGUAAACGGUGACGUCACGCAGGCAGGAGAUUGGCCCUGGCACGUUGCGAUAUAUAGGCUCGAUAAAAACUCCUUGAAGUAUAUUUGUGGGGGGACUCUGAUCUCCAAGAAUUAUGUUCUUACAGCUGCUCAUUGUACAACCAUACACGGUGCACCAUUGUUACCAGAAAUCCUAAGUGUUGUACUAGGGAAGUAUAAUUUAAUUGGAGGUGAUGUAGGAUCCAUAGAAAGAGAGGUGCAUUCGAUAACAGUGCAUGAAGAAUUCACUCUACCAUAUUUGCACAACGACAUAGCACUUCUGAAAUUAAAAACGGAAGUCACAUUUAGUGAUUAUAUACAACCAUCCUGCCUUUGGUAUAAAGGAGCGUAUGAACAACUACCUGGUCACAAAAUCAAUGGUACAGUCGUAGGAUGGGGUUUCGACCAAACUGAUUCACUAUCGUCGAAACUGAAUAAAGCGACUUUUCUUAAGCUAUCUGAAGGGAACUGUAUCAAGAAAAAUCCAUUGCUAUAUGCUACCAUUCUUACUGACAAAAAGUUUUGCGCAAAAGGUAACGAUGGUACUUCGCCCUGCAACGGCGACAGUGGUGGUGGUUUCCACGUCUUCGUGCCAGACACCCCUCAAGACAGCUCUCCUAGUGCCAUCGGAUCUUGGCAUGUGAGAGGCAUAGUAUCUGUCACAGCUAGGAGGAACGACGCCCCGAUUUGUGAUCCUGACCAAUAUACAGUAUUCACGGAUGUCGCCAAGUUUACUGACUGGAUCAAUAAGUAUAUCAGUUAA